AUACGUUUAAUCUAUCAGUGAAAUUUAAUUAAUUAAUAAUGAUAUUAAUUUUGAUAGUUAUUUUUUGUAUUGCCUUUUACUUUUAUGGCACACGGAAUUUCAAAUAUUGGGAGAAGAGGGGUGUUCCGUACGAGAAACCACUUAUAUUAGUCGGAAGUAAUUUAAAACAAUUUAUAGACAGGGUAAGCGUUUCUCAGAGAUUUUCUGCAUUUUAUCGAGCAUACCCAAAUGAAAGAUUCGUCGGUUUCUUCGAGGGCAACAACCCUUCAAUCCUUGUACGUGACCCAGAGCUGAUUAAACAUAUGCUCAUUUCCGAUUUUCGUUACAUUCCCUACAGAGGGCUCAAUCCUCACAAAACAGCUGUUGAACCACUUAUGAAGAAUCUUUUCACAGCUGAUGGCGAUGUUUGGAAAUUGAUGAGGCAGAAGUUGACACCAUCCUUCACCACCAGUAAGCUUAAAGCCAUGUUCCCGUUGAUAAUUGACAGAACUAACAAAUUAGAGAAAUUAGCUGAUAGCUUUAGUGAGUCCGGGAAAGAAAUUGAUAUAAGGGAACUGAUGGCAAAAUACACGACAGACUUCGUCGGAGCUUGUGGCUUUGGAGUCGAUUCAGCUGCUUUAGAAAACGAGAACUCAGAUUUCCGUAAACUUGGUAAGCGUCUCUUCUCCGUCACGAUGCGAGAUCAUUUCGUAUCAUUAUUAAAGAGAUCGGCGCCGGAAACGUUUAAGGAUUUACACUUUUUUGCACCGGAAAUUGAAACGAAAGCGUUUUCCAUUCUCGGACAAAUUAUGGAACAGAGAAAUUACAAGCCAUCGGGUAGAAAUGAUUUUAUGGAUUUGAUGCUGGAGUUAAGACAGAAGAAUAAAGUUGUUGGGGAGUCCGUAGAGAAGUUCAACCCUGAUGGCACACCGCAGAUAGUUGAACUGGAACUUGAUGAUAAACUUAUUUGUGCUCAAAUAUUCGUUUUCUUCGCUGCUGGCUUCGAGACUUCUUCGUCAGCUAGCAGUUACCUACUACACACGCUGGCUUAUCAUCCAGAAAUCCAGGAACGCUGCCAGAAGGAAGUAGAUGAUGUACUGAAGAACUAUGAUGGUAAACUCUGCUUUGACGCGGUACACGAUAUGAAAUAUCUGGCGAUGGCGUUAAAAGAAAGCAUGCGACUGUUACCUUCGCCUGGUUUUCUUUUAAGAAAAACCUCAUCGAAGUACAAAAUACCUGAAUCAGACGUUACUCUGGACGAAGAUACCAUGAUAAUUAUAUCGACCGACGGCCUCUGUUCGGAUGAAAAAUACUUUGACGAGCCAGAAAAGUUUAUUCCGGAACGAUUUCAUCCGGAUAAUAUUCGCAAAAUAAAGCCUUACACGUUUAUGCCUUUCGGAGAGGGACCCAGAGCCUGUAUAGGCGAGCGUAUGGGCUUGAUGCAGUCACUGGCAGGAAUAGCGACAAUCUUGAAAAAGUUCACAGUAGUGCCGUCUCGUAACUCAAUCCGCAACCCUCGUAUUGAUCCUAAAUCUAUUUUGGUCGAGACGAUCAUCGGAGGCUUGCCGUUAAAUCUGAUACGAAGGCAGAAAGUUGAUUAGUUUGUAAUAAGUAUAAUGCAUGGUUUCAAUAUAAAGUCAAUACGUGUAAAUAUUGAAAAUAGACG
This is a messenger RNA of Vanessa tameamea, 1645 nucleotides long. Its product is annotated as cytochrome P450 6B6-like. Bases 39 to 1580 code for a protein of 513 amino acids. The transcript is spliced from 3 exons. Gene Ontology annotation, molecular function: heme binding; oxidoreductase activity, acting on paired donors, with incorporation or reduction of molecular oxygen; iron ion binding. Lineage: Eukaryota; Metazoa; Arthropoda; Insecta; Lepidoptera; Nymphalidae. The record is from RefSeq and is a predicted model, not a curated record.